CUUCAAAUAUUUUAUUUCAACAUCACCUAGAUCCCACAAAAUCACUAAUUCCCCCCAAUUCGUUCCGCCGUUGCAAGAUGCUCAGCCGUCGCAUAUGGCAGAAGAGGGCUUUCAUCUCCGCCCAGACCUUCUUUUCUGCCUCUACUUCUCGCUCUUCCCCUGCGCUCCCCUUUCGCUUCGUCAAACCUAAUGCUCCUUCUUCACCUGUCACUCCCAAUUUCGCACGUGCCAACAGAUAUUGGUUUUCCACUCAACCUGCCCUCGACCUUCCCGCGACCAAGAUUGUGGACGUGCCGUUGGCGCAAACUGGUGAAGGCAUCGCAGAAUGUGAGCUUCUCAAAUGGCAUGUCCAAGAGGGGGAUUAUGUUGAAGACUUUCAACCACUUUGUGAAGUUCAAAGUGAUAAAGCUACCAUAGAAAUUACAAGUCGCUACAAAGGAAAAGUUUCUAACAUUCUCUACGUUCCCGGUGAUAUUGUGAAGGGAGGUCUUCAAAGCAGCAUAGGCGAGUGCAGAGUGAAGAGUAGCGGUGAGAGGUUGGAAAUGGCUUACUCAAACGGGCGGCGCACCUUAGCAUACAGCCUGGCACGAGCACUUUGUUCGUCAUCCAGAAACGCUGCUUCUCCCUCUCGCUGUCGCUUCGCAUUCGCGUUGCUCCCCACCAGACAAAGCACACUCCUCCCUCGCUUCCCGGUUCGGACCAAAUCAUCCGGUUCGGGUUACUCUCCCCUCAACGACCCCUCCCCCAAUUGGAGCAACCGUCCCCCCAAGGAGACCAUUCUUCUCGAUGGCUGCGAUUACGAACACUGGCUCAUCGUCAUGGAGUUCCCCGAUAACCCUAAACCCUCCGACGACCAUAUGGUCAACACUUAUGUCAAAACCCUAGCACAAGUUCUCGGAAGUGAGGAGGAGGCCAAGAAGAAGAUAUACUCUGUUUCCACUUCUACAUAUACAGGUUUCGGCGCCCUCAUUUCCGAAGAGCUUUCUUAUAAGCUCAAAGAGUUACCUGGGGUUCUUUGGGUGCUGCCAGAUUCAUAUCUUGAUGUUCCCAACAAGGAUUAUGGAGGUGAUUUAUUUGUUGAUGGGAAGGUAAUUCCUAGGCCACAGUAUAGAUAUUCGGAGAGACAGCCCAGUAGGAGUAGACCUCGGCCACGCCAUGACCGGCGGCGAGAAACUAUGCAGGUUGAAAGGAGAGAUCAACAGAACUGGAGCCAAGGUCAGGGGGGCAAUAUGCAGCCAUCAACUGCAAUGAAUAGCCAAAACUUGGAUUCCAAUAGAGAAAACUAAGAAAUGUUCAAUAAGAACUCUGCUUUAAAAGUCAUCACCUAUAGAUAACAGAUCCAUGUUUUUCUGAUUUAAGGUUCUGAGGUCAUCUUUUACUUUUUUUUUCUUGUAUGGAAAUUGCUUGUGCCUGCCCUUGAAGGACAUUUGAUAAUAUCAUUUAGAACCUUUAUGAUGAAGUUAUGUAUGUGAUCUGCGGAUGGGAAUGAUUUUCAUUUUAGGCUUUUCCCUAUAUGAUUUAUUAAGCAAUUUGGAUCACUGACUUUUAAAA
Cajanus cajan (pigeon pea) is the source of this 1551-nucleotide messenger RNA. Its product is annotated as multiple organellar RNA editing factor 3, mitochondrial. Lineage: Eukaryota; Viridiplantae; Streptophyta; Magnoliopsida; Fabales; Fabaceae. Gene Ontology annotation, biological process: mitochondrial mRNA modification; cytidine to uridine editing. Gene Ontology annotation, cellular component: mitochondrion. The record is from RefSeq and is a predicted model, not a curated record.